AUCAAGCAAAAGCUCCAAGGAAUUCUUGUCCAGUGGGCUGCAAACAUCAAGAAUGUUCUGCAGGUCCAAAGCACAAAUUAUCUCAGGAACUAAACUUGCCAAAGAAAUUAAGAAAGAGAUCCACAAGGAUGUGGAAUCCUGGUUGUGCCUCGGCAACCAAAGACCCCAUCUCAGUGUAAUACUAGUAGGGGACAACCAAGCAAGUCACACCUAUGUCAAGAAUAAGAUCAAAGCUGCAGCUACUGUAGGAAUUUCCAGUGAAGUGUUACUUAGACCCAGCAAUAUUACUCAGGAAGAAUUACUGGAUAUCAUAAGCAAAUUAAACCGUGAUUCUAGUGUUAGUGGCCUGCUACUACAAUUACCUUUACCAGAACAUAUCAAUGAGAGAGAUGUCUGUAAUGCAGUUGAUCCAGAAAAAGACGUUGAUGGAUUUCAUAUUGUAAAUAUUGGAAGACUCUGCUUAGAUCAGUCAUCUAUUAUUCCUGCUACAGCCGCUGCUGUUUGGGAAAUUAUUAAAAGAACAGGCAUAGAAACAUUUGGCAAAAAUGUUGUAGUUGCAGGAAGAUCGAAAAAUGUUGGCAUGCCUAUUGCUAUGCUGUUGCACACAGAUGGCAGACAUGAGAGACCUGGCGGUGAUGCAACUGUAACAAUUACCCACAGAUAUACUCCAAAAGAUCUACUGAAGAGACACACUCAGCUAGCAGAUAUUAUAAUUGUGGGAGCAGGUAUUCCAAAGUUGAUCACGGCAGACAUGAUUAAGGAAGGGGCUGCUAUAAUUGAUGUUGGCAUUAAUCAUAUAGAAGAUCCCGCUACAGGAAAAACAAUAAUGGUUGGAGAUGUGGAUUUGGAAGGAGUGAAAGAAAAAGCCGGUUUUAUCACCCCUGUUCCAGGUGGCGUUGGACCAAUGACUGUUGCAAUGCUACUGAAGAAUACAUUAACGGCUGCUCAAAAAUUAAUUUACUAA
Nanorana parkeri is the source of this 964-nucleotide messenger RNA. It is a transcript of the gene MTHFD2L, whose product is annotated as methylenetetrahydrofolate dehydrogenase (NADP+ dependent) 2-like. The transcript has 8 exons. Lineage: Eukaryota; Metazoa; Chordata; Amphibia; Anura; Dicroglossidae. Gene Ontology annotation, molecular function: methylenetetrahydrofolate dehydrogenase (NAD+) activity; methenyltetrahydrofolate cyclohydrolase activity; methylenetetrahydrofolate dehydrogenase (NADP+) activity. Gene Ontology annotation, biological process: tetrahydrofolate interconversion. Gene Ontology annotation, cellular component: mitochondrion. The coding region runs from base 53 to 964 and encodes 303 amino acids. The record is from RefSeq and is a predicted model, not a curated record.